AUGGAUCUCAUCCGCUUCAACUCCGCCGUUCAGCCUUCCUCCUCCUGAAGCAGAUCUUCUCUUCCGCCAUGCUCCUGAUGAUGACUGCUCCUGCCCCGUCGCGUUUCAGGCCUCUUCCCGACCCACCACCAUGUAAGCUUUUUUGGUUUGAAUCUCUCUCUCCCACCAUUCCGCCGGACCCACCUGACCCUCCCGACGCUUCCUCUGUUCUCGCUCUGUUUCGUUUCCUCAACGCCGCCGCCAGCCUUUCAUCCCAUGCGUUUCCCAAAAUCCAAGAUCUGGAGUCUCAUUCGCCAAUUUUGACGAGUAAGAUGAGAGGCGGAGACACUCAUCACUUGUCUGUUGGUGUCUCAUCUUUUGUCUCUGGGCGUCGAUGUACUGCUGGAUGCAGUUUGUUAUACCACCGGCGCACAGUGUGGUCUCCUUUUCGAUCAUGUCCUGAUGUUCUCUUCCAGAUUGAAGAAACACUAUCUAUGAUAUUCCUUCUGUUGAAGCCGGUUGAGACGAGUACUUUUCUCUUGGGUGUUUCCUGUCUGGAGCAGUCUAUUUUCCUAAUAUUUCCUCAUGUAUGGAGCGAAUUGGAUGAACAAGCAUUGCUGGUAUUGCAAGGAUUUUCCUCCCAGCUAGUGCAUUUUUCUGCCUUUGAGGCAGUGAUUGUGACCCUUUGGGUUACACUGGAUGCAAUUUGUCAAAAAGCCUAUGAAAUUGUUGUUAUGCAGUUUUUAUGGCAUUCUUUUUAUAAUGGAAGUAUGGUUUGA
Messenger RNA from Brassica oleracea var. oleracea, 758 nucleotides. RefSeq lists its product as uncharacterized. The record is from RefSeq and is a predicted model, not a curated record. The coding region runs from base 69 to 758 and encodes 229 amino acids. The transcript has 3 exons. NCBI's taxonomy places the organism in Eukaryota, Viridiplantae, Streptophyta, Magnoliopsida, Brassicales, Brassicaceae.